Apiotrichum porosum is the source of this 2103-nucleotide messenger RNA. RefSeq names its product fatty-acyl coenzyme A oxidase. Bases 1 to 2103 code for a protein of 700 amino acids. Gene Ontology annotation, molecular function: FAD binding; fatty acid binding; acyl-CoA oxidase activity. The record is from RefSeq and is a predicted model, not a curated record. Gene Ontology annotation, cellular component: peroxisome. Lineage: Eukaryota; Fungi; Basidiomycota; Tremellomycetes; Trichosporonales; Trichosporonaceae. Gene Ontology annotation, biological process: fatty acid beta-oxidation using acyl-CoA oxidase; lipid homeostasis. The transcript has 2 exons.
AUGCCUCCCCCACCACCUGCUUGGGUCAACGCGCUCGUCCCCUCCGAGCCCCGUGGCCCUGAUCUCCUUGCUAUUGAGCGCGCCGGCUCGGGUGUCGAGGUCACUCGCCUCAGCGAGCUCCUCCACACCCGCGAGCUGAUCAACAAGCGCAGCAGGGUCGAGGCAGCCCUCAUCAAGGACCCCACCUUUGACAAGACUGAGCUGCUGUCGAUGGGCCGCGUUGAGAAGAUCCAGCGCUCGCUUGCCCGCGGCAAGGCGAUGAAGCGCCUCCAGGAGAAGGAGGGCUGGGAUGCCGAGGAGUACAAGAUUGCCCACCAGGCUGCUGGCGAGCCCACUGUCUACGACCUCCACGAUGGCAUGUUCAUUGUUACCCUCCGUGAGCAGGGCACCCCGGAGCAGCACAAGCUCUUCCUCGAGCCUGCCGUCAACAACAAGAUCAUUGGAUGCUACGCCCAGACCGAGCUUGGUCACGGCUCCAACGUCCGUGGUCUCGAGACCACUGCUACCUGGAACCAGGCCGACCAGACCUUCAUCAUCCACUCGCCCGUCCUCACUGCCUCCAAGUGGUGGAUUGGCUCGCUCGGCCGUACCGCCAACCACGCCGCUGUCAUGGCUCAGCUUUACAUCGACGGCAAGAACUACGGCCCCCACCCUUUCCUCGUCCAGAUCCGUGACCUGAAGACCCACGAGCCCCUCGAGAACGUGUUCGUCGGUGACAUUGGACCCAAGUUUGGUUUCGGCUCGAUGGACAAUGGCUUCCUGCUCUUCAACCAGUACAAGAUCCCCCACGUCAACAUGCUUGCCCGCUUCAACCGCGUCGACCCCGCCACCGGUGUCUACAAGCGCGUGGGUGCGCCUUCGCUCGUCUACGGCACCAUGGUUUGGGUCCGUUCCAACAUUGUCCUCGACUCGGGUUCGUCGCUCGCUCGCGGUGUUGCCAUUGCUAUCCGCUACUGCGCCAUCCGUCGCCAGUUCCAGGACCGUGAUGCCGAGGCUGCCGGUGCCACUGGCGAGACCCCCGUGCUCAACUACAAGAUGGUCCAGGUCCGCCUCCUCCCCUUGCUCGCUGCCACCUACGCCCUCCACUUCACCGGUCGCGGUAUGAUGGAGAUGUACGAGGCCAACCAGGAGCGCAUGAAGAAGGAGGACAUUGGCGACAGGGAGACUGUCAAGAAGAUUCGCGGCGCUGCUCCCGAGGACCUCAACCCUGGUGCCGAGCAGCUCGCCGACCUGCACGCCACCUCGUGUGGUCUCAAGGCUCUGGGUUCGACCAUUGCCGUCGAGGGUCUCGAGAUGUGCCGUCGCGCAUGUGGUGGCCACGGCUACUCGUCGUACUCGGGUAUCGGCACCUGGUACGCCGACUACCUCCCCACCGCCACCUGGGAGGGCGACAACUACAUGCUUACCCAGCAAGUCGCUCGCUACCUUCUCAAGUCGGCCCGUGCUGUUCUCGCCGGCAACGCUCCCAAGAACGAGACCACCACCACCCUUCAGUUCUACCUCUCACGCAAGGACACUGGUGCCGCCUUCGACGUCCUCAACAACGACGCCGACAUUGUCGCCGCCUACGGCUGGCGCACUGCCUACCUCACCUUUGAGGCCCUCCGCCUCCGUGACAAGGACCACCAGUCGUGGAACUCGCUCCUUGUCCACUUCUGGCGCCUCUCGACCGCCCAGUCGCAGUUCCUCGUUGUCCGCAACUUCUACGACGCCGUCGUCGCCAACCCCGCCCGCGUCGCCGGCGCUGUCGGUGACGUUACCGGCGAGGUCCUUCGUGACCUCUUCCGCCUGUACGCCCUUCAGACCAUGGAGCAGCACGCCGCCGACUUCUUCACCUCGGGUGCCGUCACCACCAACCAGAUCUCGCUUGCCCGUACCAAGGGUAUCUCGAACCUGCUCGACCGCGUGCGCCCCCACGCCGUCUCGCUCGUCGACGCCUGGAACUUCUCCGACUUCUUCCUCAACUCGUCGCUGGGCCGCUCCGACGGCAAGGUCUACGAGGACAUGUUCGCCAAGGCGUCGUCCAACCCCGUCAACAACCUCACGUUUGACCCUUACGUUGACUCGCCCGUGCUUGUCAAGCGCGUGGCCGGCAAGUUGUAA